AUGACCUCUCAACGGUCAGAAGAAUCUACGAAGGGCGAAAAGGAAGAGGUCGAGGAGGCCAAAGCAGUCACUCUUCAACCUUUAAACCUUCAGCUCGAUACUGGUGAUGAGUAUACCAACUUCCGUCAAAAAUGGUGGCAGUUGUGGUUACCUAAGGACCCACCUCCCCCAGCUCCCCCGUCUCUGGAGGAUGCAGCGCUGACGCCUUUGGCCAAUGCUUCCAUUUUCUCUCAGCUCACCUACACCUGGAUAACCGACAUAAUGGUUCUUGGAUAUCAGCGCACGUUACAAGCGUCUGAUCUAUACAAAAUGGACACAUCCCAAGAGUCAGACGUCCUUGCCGCUAAACUUGAAGCUGCAUGGCAGCGGCGUGUUAGGGCUGCAGCUGACUGGAAUGCACGUCUUGAGAGCGGAGAACUUAGGCCAUCUCUCUUCAAGCGUACCGGCUGGGCCUUGCGUGCUAUUUCCAGGAAUGAUCAGAAACAAGGCGCGACUUGGUCUGAACGACGUGCAGCGUUUCAGAAUCAUUGGCGAGAGUCCGAAGGCCGGAAAGAGGCUAGCCUUACUUGGGCUUUGAAUGACGUCUUUCGUGGUAUGUUCUGGAUUGGGGGUGCAUUCAAGGCAUGGGUUUUUGGUGAUACAGCACAACUCAUGGGUCCUAUCGUCCUUCGGCAAAUCAUCGUCUUUGCAGAGGAGCGUUCAGCUGCGAUCAUUGCCGGGGAACCUGCCCCCAAUGUCGGUCGCGGUAUCGCCAUGGCUCUUGGGCUCUUUGCACUCACCGUGACAGCCAGCAUCUGCACCCACCAGUUCUUUUGGCGUUCAAUGACAACAGGCGUACUGGCUAGAGCUGCACUAAUAACAUGCAUUUACGAGCGCGGAGUGAACCUCACAGGCAAAGCACGUGUCAAACUCGACAAUGCCGUGCUUGUUAAUCAUAUCUCUACGGACGUGAGCAGGAUUGAUGCGUGUGCGCAGUGGUUUGUGACCUGGACUGCGCCUAUCCAGGUCACAGUUUGUUUAAUCAUUCUUUUAACUGAGCUCGGGCCGUCUGCGCUCGCUGGUUUCUCGCUAUUUGCCCUCAUGAUUCCACUUCAACAGUGGUUAAUGGCACUGCAGCACCGUAUUCGCUUAGCGUCGAUGAAGUGGACUGAUCAACGAGCCAAAGUCCUGCUAGAGGUACUCGGAGCUAUACGAAUUGUCAAGUACUUCUCAUACGAGGUUCCCUUCCUUCAAAGAAUCUUCGAGCUUAGAAAGAAGGAACUGCGUGGUAUCCGAUGGAUUCUUCAUUUAACUUCGGCGAAUUUGGCGCUUGCUUCUUCGCUCCCAGUCCUCGCUGCUACACUAGCUUUCGUCACGUACACCCUUACAGCACACAACUUCAACGUUGCUGUCAUAUUCAGUUCGCUGAGUUUGUUCCAGCUUCUCCGGCAACCGAUGCUGUUCAUGCCUCGCGCUCUAUCAGCUAUCCCCGAUGCAGCCAGCGCGAUUCAGCGGCUCACGCACGUGUUCCGCGCAGAGCAAAUUUCCGGAGAUACACUCAUAAUCGACAAGGACCAAGAACCCGCACUUCUGAUGAAGGACGCGACAUUUGAGUGGGAGUCGCACGGACAAGACUCUGGUGAAGCUUUUAGCUCGAAGAAGGGCGCAAGCGGCGGCGGUCCACCGAGGGGCAAGCAUAGGAACGUGAAGGAGGACACGGUGAAAGAAAAAUCCACUCCUGUUAAGGAUGCACCUCUCUUUAAGGUAAUGAAUGUGACCAUGACCAUUCCACGAGGUCAGCUCGUCGCUGUAGUUGGGCCUGUCGGAAGCGGCAAGUCCAGUCUAUUGCAAGGACUGAUAGGAGAGAUGAGGAAGGUCUCCGGGCAUGUCUCGUUUGGCGGUCGUGUUGGUUAUUGUCCGCAGACCGCAUGGAUCCAGAAUGCUACGUUGCGUGAUAAUAUCACUUUUGGCCAACCAUUCGAGGAAGAUAGAUAUUGGCGCGUCAUCGAGACCGCUUGUCUACUUCCUGAUCUCCAACUGCUCCCAGACGGCGAUUUGACUGAGAUCGGAGAAAAGGGAAUCAAUCUCAGCGGUGGCCAAAAGCAGAGAGUCAACAUUGCUCGUGCUCUGUACUUUGACCCUGAAAUUGUCAUAUUCGAUGACCCGCUCUCGGCAGUGGAUGCUCACGUCGGAAAGUCCUUGUUCCAAGAUGCUAUCGUGGGUGCCCUACGAAAUCGUGGCAUUACUGUCAUUCUGGUCACGCAUGCAAUCCACUUCCUCUCUCAAGUAGAUUAUAUCUACACCAUGAACAACGGCGUCAUCACAGAAAGCGGGACCUACGAGGAAUUGAUCUCCCGCGGUGGUGACUUUGCGCGUUUGGACCUGGAGUUCGGUGGUCAUGCGUCGGAGGGGAAAGACGAAGACCAGGCAGAGGAAGUCACUCUGCAAACAGGCAUUACAAUCGAGGGUGUGAAGUUGAAGUCAGAAAGAGCCAGAGAAAAGGCUACUGGCAGGGGCAAGCUCGAAGGUCGCUUGAUCGUCAAAGAGAAGCGGUCGACGGGUUCCGUGUCCCGAGGAGUGUACUGGGCCUACUUGGUUGCGGGACGCGGUUCAAUAACAGGUCCCCUACUCCUUAUCUUCAUGCUUGCGAUGCAAGGAAGCUUGAUCUUGAACUCGUACACCCUAGUUUGGUGGGAGACCAACAAAUUCGACCGACCAAAUUCAUUCUAUCAGAUCCUGUAUGGCUGCCUAGGGGUUGCUCAAGCGAUCUUCACAUUCUUGCUCGGUGCUGGAAUGGACUUCAUUUCCUAUUAUGUGUCUCAAGGCCUGCACCACAAGUCCGUACGCAACGUCUUUCAUGCAUCCAUGUCCUUUUUCGACACUACUCCAAUGGGCCGAAUCCUGAGCAUUUUUGGCAAAGAUGUCGACAAUGUUGAUAAUCAAUUACCACAAUCAAUGAGAUUGCUGGUCAUUACGCUGUCCAGCGUGAUGGGCUCUAUCAUCAUCGUUGCUGUCCUUGAACCAUAUUUUAUUAUUGCUGUGUUCUUCAUCGCUCUCGGUUACGGCUACUUCGCUGCCUUCUAUCGAGCUGGUGCUCGUGAGGUCAAGCGCCUGGACUCUAUGUUUCGCUCUCUUCUGUACGCCCACUUUUCGGAGACCUUGACAGGACUUCCUACCAUCCGAAGCUACGGGGAAAUGAAGCGAUUUAUUUCUGCCAACAAAUACUACGUUGAUCUGGAGAACAGAGCUCUAUACCUUGUGGUUACGAACCAGAGGCAAGUAACCUUAUGGCUUUCAAUAAGGUUGGACUUCAUGGGAGGCAUGUUAGUCUUCUUGGUUGCUGUUCUCGCGGUGAUCGACGUCUCCGGGAUAAACGCUGCCCAGAUAGGGUUGGUACUGACGUAUACUACCUCGCUGACACAAAUGUGCAGUCUAUUAACCAGACAAACAGCAGACGCUGAGAAUUACAUGAAUUCAGUGGAACGAUUGGUACAGUACGUCGCAGGCGACACGAUACCUCAAGAGGCUCCGCAUGAGAUUGAAGAACGAAAGCCCCUGGCGCAAUGGCCCGAACAUGGCGCCGUCGAAUUCAACGACGUAAAAAUGGCGUAUAGGCCGGGCCUUCCCAAUGUAUUGAGGGGCAUCUCUGUCAAGGUCAGGGGAGGCGAAAAGAUAGGUGUUGUUGGAAGGACUGGUGCUGGCAAAUCUUCGUUGAUGCUCGCACUGUUUCGAAUUGUUGAGUUGUCUGGUGGUUCAAUCACUAUUGAUGGUGUCGAUAUAUCUACCAUGGGUCUUCAAGAUCUCCGAUCCAAGAUUUCGAUUAUCCCACAAGAUCCUCUUCUAUUCAGCGGGACCAUACGCUCCAACCUGGAUCCAUUCUCCCAACACAGUGACGCGGUGCUAUGGGAUGCGCUGCAUCGAUCUUGUCUUCUUGAUUCUAGCACCUCGAAACAGUCAUCUUCCAGUGAUGGCGUCGGAAGCGAGCAAGCUUCCACCAGCCGCUACGACCUCGACAGCAUCAUUGAGAGCGAAGGAGCGAACCUCAGUGUUGGGGAGAGAUCUCUGCUCAGUCUAGCUCGUGCGCUCGUGAAAGACUGCAAAGUCGUCGUGCUUGACGAGGCCACAGCGUCUGUAGAUCUCGAUACUGAUAACAAGAUCCAGCACACUAUCCAGACAGAAUUCCAGGAUCGCACGCUACUUUGUAUUGCUCACCGACUUCGAACCAUCAUCUCAUAUGACCAGAUUCUAGUCCUCGACGCCGGUCUUGUUGCCGAAUUUGAUACUCCAUCCAAUCUUUUCAGAAUGGAUAAUGGACUUUUCCGCGGAAUGUGCGAGAGGAGUAAUAUCUCAUUGAAAGAUAUAGAGACGAGUAGACAGGUUUAA
Suillus clintonianus is the source of this 4362-nucleotide messenger RNA. RefSeq names its product ABC protein. Gene Ontology annotation, biological process: transmembrane transport. The transcript is spliced from 39 exons. Gene Ontology annotation, cellular component: membrane. The coding region runs from base 1 to 4362 and encodes 1453 amino acids. The record is from RefSeq and is a predicted model, not a curated record. Gene Ontology annotation, molecular function: ABC-type transporter activity; ATP binding; ATP hydrolysis activity. Lineage: Eukaryota; Fungi; Basidiomycota; Agaricomycetes; Boletales; Suillaceae.